This is a messenger RNA of Pediculus humanus corporis (human body louse), 3612 nucleotides long. Its product is annotated as leucyl-tRNA synthetase, putative. The transcript has 15 exons. NCBI's taxonomy places the organism in Eukaryota, Metazoa, Arthropoda, Insecta, Psocodea, Pediculidae. Gene Ontology annotation, molecular function: aminoacyl-tRNA deacylase activity; ATP binding; leucine-tRNA ligase activity. The record is from RefSeq and is a predicted model, not a curated record. Gene Ontology annotation, biological process: leucyl-tRNA aminoacylation. Bases 1 to 3612 code for a protein of 1203 amino acids.
AUGCAACAAGAACUAAAAUUUAUGUCAAGGUCUGGUGGAAUUGAAAGAAAAGCAACUUUUAAAGUUGAUUACCUUAAGGAAAUAGAAGAACAAGUUCAAAAACAAUGGGAUGAAAAAAAAAUUUUCGAAAUUAAUGCUCCCACUGAAAAUGAAGAAAUUCCCCAAAAGUUUCUCACAACUUUUCCUUUUCCAUACAUGAAUGGACGGUUACAUUUAGGGCACACAUUUACACUGUCAAAAUGUGAGUUUGCAGUAAGAUUUCACAGGCUUAAAGGCAAAAAAGUAUUAUUUCCUUUUGGAUUUCAUUGUACUGGAAUGCCAAUUAAAGCCUGUGCAGAUAAAUUAAAAAGAGAAUUAGAAGAAUUUGGCUAUCCACCUGAUUUUCCCAAAUCGGAGGAGCCUGUUUUAGAUGAAGUAUCAGAUGCUCCCAAGGAUAAAAGUAAAGGAAAAAAGAGCAAAGCAAUGGCCAAAUCUGUUGGUGCUAAAUAUCAAUGGCAAAUUAUGCAAUCAUUAGGUUUAUCAGAUGAUGAAAUCAAAAAUUUUGCAGAAGCCGAGUAUUGGUUAGAUUAUUUUCCCGAGUUGGCUGUAAAGGAUCUAAAAAGAAUCGGACUCCAUGUUGAUUGGAGACGAACUUUCAUAACUACAGAUGCAAAUCCUUUUUUUGACUCAUUCGUUCGAUGGUCUUUAAUAAAAUUAAAAAACCAAAAUAGGGUUAUGUUUGGAAAAAGAUAUACAAUUUUUUCACCUAAAGAUAAUCAACCAUGCAUGGAUCAUGAUCGAAGUAAGGGAGAAGGAGCAGGUCCUCAGGAAUAUACUUUAAUUAAAAUGAAAGUAACUUCGGUGCUACCUCCUAAACUAGAAAUGUUCAAAAAUAAACCUGUUUUUUUGGUGGCAGCAACAUUAAGACCGGAAACAAUGUAUGGGCAAACAAAUUGUUGGGUUAGACCCGAUAUGAAAUAUAUAGCUUUCGAAACGGAACAAAAGGAAAUUUUUAUAUGUACACAUCGUGCUGCUAGAAACAUGUCUUAUCAAGGCAUCACUCAGCAAGAAGGGAAUGUUAAAAUAUUAGCAGAAAUUUUAGGAGAAGAUAUACUUGGACUCGCUCUUUCAGCUCCCCUUAGUGUUAAUAAAACAAUAUACACUCUUCCAAUGCUUACCAUUAAAGAAGAUAAAGGCACAGGAGUUGUGACGUCUGUUCCAUCAGAUUCACCUGAUGAUUAUGCAGCUCUUGUAGAUCUCAAAAAAAAACCAGCGUUGAGAGAAAAAUACAACAUCAAAGAUGAAAUGGUUAUGAAUUAUGAUCCGGUUCCAAUUAUCGAAAUUCCCGAAUUCGGUUCACUCUGCGCUCCUACAGUGUAUGAAAAACUUAAAAUACAAUCGCAAAACGAUAGGGAAAAAUUACAAGAAGCCAAGGAAUUGGUGUACCUGAAGGGUUUUUACGAUGGUGUUAUGCUCGUCGGAGAAUACAAGGGUGAAAAAGUUCAAAAUGUAAAAAAAUUACUUCAAAAACAAUUGGUAGACAAGAAGGAAGGUUUAAUUUAUUACGAACCUGAAAAAACUAUUAUUUCAAGAUCUGGUGAUGAAUGUGUUGUUGCUUUAUGCGAUCAGUGGUAUUUGGAUUACGGUAAUCCAAAAUGGAAAGAAUUAACAGUUAAAGCUCUCGAUAAAGUAAACACUUUUCACGAAGAAGUUAGAAAAAAUUUGCUCGUCACAAUCGAUUGGUUACGAGAGCACGCAUGUUCUAGAAAAUACGGUUUAGGUUCCAAGUUACCGUGGGAUGAAAAUUGGCUCAUAGAAUCAUUAUCGGAUUCCACAAUUUAUAACGCUUAUUACACCAUCGCUCAUUUUCUCCAGGGAAAUACAUUCAAGGGUGAUAAACCGAACGUUUUUAAUAUCCAGGCAAAAGAUAUGACGCCUGAAGUUUGGGAAUAUAUAUUUGUGAAAGACGCUCCAGAGCCCAAAACGAAAAUUCCAUUAGAAUCUCUUAAAGUAAUAAUUUUUUUUUUUUUUUCUUUCUACGUUGUUUAUUUAAUUCAAAAUCAUUUAUCGUAUUUUCUUUUCAAUCACACGUCAAUAUGGAUAAACGAACCGGAUAAAUGGCCGAAAGGUAUUCGCGCAAACGGUCAUUUAAUGUUGAAUUCAAUGAAAAUGUCAAAAUCCGAAGGGAAUUUUUUGACUCUGUCCGAAGCUGUCGAUAAAUUUAGCGCUGACGGUAUGAGAUUAUCAUUGGCGGAUGCGGGAGAUUCGAUAGAAGAUGCCAAUUUCGUCGAAACUAUGGCCGAUGCCGCCAUAUUACGUUUGUAUAAUUUUAUCGAAUGGGUUAAAGAAGUUUUAAAACCGGAAAGCAAUUUGAGAACGGAUUCGCUCGAAACGUUCAACGAUAAAGUUUUCAAAAGCGAAAUAAAUCUUAAAAUAAAAGAAUCGGAAAAAUUUUACGAAAACAUGAUGUUUAAAGAAGCUUUAAAAGUUGGAUUUUUCGAAUUACAAGCCGCGAGAGACAAAUACAGAGAAUUGAGUCUCGAUGGAAUGAAUCGAAAUUUGAUUUUGAGAUUUAUCGAAGUUCAAGCUUUGUUAUUAUCACCCAUUUGUCCUCACGUCAGCGAAUUCGUUUGGUCUUUAUUAGGAAAAGUGAGUUCGAUAAUGGAAGCCAAAUGGCCCGAGUACGGAUGGAUCGAUGAGGGAGCCGUCAAAGCUUCCGAAUAUUUUAUCGAAGCCGCUCAUUCUUUACGUCUUCACUUGAAAAAUUAUAUGACUCCGAGAAAGGGGAAAAAGGGAGAAACGAGUGGUACGAUUGAAAAACCGACUCACGCUUUUAUUUGGGUCGCAAAAAGUUUGCCACCCUGGCAAUCAACGGUCGUCACGUGUUUAAAAGAAUUACAUCAAAAAUCCGGCGUUUUACCAGAGAACAAAUUAGUUGCGGCGGAAUUGAAUUCGAAACCCGAAUUGAAAAAAUACGGGAAAAAAUUGAUGCCAUUCGUGCAAGCGACGAGGGAAAAAGUUGAAAAAAUCGGUUUCGCUGCCUACAACCUGACAUUAGAUUUUUCGGAAAUGGCCGCAUUAGAAGAAAAUAAAGAAUAUUUAAAACAAACAUUAGAGCUCGAAGACAUUGAAUUUUGGUACUCGGAAGAAACCGGGCCGGAAAAUCUUAGAGACGAAUGUUGUCCGGGAAAACCACACAUUGCAUUCACGAAGGGAGUCACGUUACAUUUAGACAAUCCUCAACCUCAUUCCGGUUUUUAUUCGAGAAAUCUUUUGAUUCAAGAUGGAGACACGGUUGAGUCCGUCAUAGAGAAAUUAAAAAUUACAUUUAAAACGCUCGGAGAUCAAGUCAUCAAUCAACCGAAUGACAUUCAACUGUGGAGGUAUAACGAUCAUUUAUUAGGUCCGAGAACGAUGCCGUCAUUCGGAAAAGCAACGGAUGGGAAAACUUUGGUGUCGGAAAAUUCAAUUUUUCACUGUUCAUUCGAUGAUAAAAAAUUAUUUUUAGUAGAUGAAAACGGAUCUAAAAUUCCAAUCGGUAACACUUUGAUUUACAUAACGAACGAUCCACCGCCGAAACCGAAACAUUUCCCACCCGGAGAUUCAUUUUCCAAUAUAACUCAAACCGUAUAA